CUGUGCAGUUCCCAUGUUCCCGUUCUUGUCCCGUGUUGCAACAUGGCCCUGCGGAGGGUGCUGGCGCUAGCGGCAGCCCUGGGGCGCCGCAGCUGCUGCUCCAAGCCCUCGCUGCCCCCUGACUUCGUGGAGGCCCUGAAGUCCGUGGUCGGGGCCCCCAAUGUCUCCACGGCCCCAGCAGUGCGGGAGCAGCACGGCCAUGAUGAGUCCAUGCACCCCUGUGCCCCCCCGGACGUUGUGGUGUGGCCCCAGGCGGUGGGGCAGGUGCAGGAGCUGGCAGCCCUCUGCCACCGCUGCCGUGUGCCCAUGGUGCCCUUCGGCACCGGUACCGGCCUGGAAGGAGGCGUCAAUGCCGUGCAGGGUGGUGUCUGCUUUGACCUGAGCCGCAUGGAUGCCAUCGCAGAGCUGAGCCUCGAGGACUUCUCAGUGACUGUGGAGCCCGGUGUCACCCACAAGGCCCUCAAUAAGCACCUGCGUGGCACUGGGCUCUGGUUCCCUGUCGGUACCGUGGGUGUGAGGGAAGUCAUGGGGCUGGGGGUGACAGCAGUGUGGGGGCUGGUGAUGAGGACACACUUGAGGAUUGUGGCGUGUCCAUAGGUGUGCUGAUUGCAGGGCAGUAGCAGAGAGGGUGCCAUAGUUCCUGAGGUUUAGGAGGGGAUGGAUAGCCAGGACCAGGAAUGCUUGGGGCCAUGGACUACCAUCUUCUCUGCCUCAUCACACCCAUAGGUCCAAUGUUGUCCAUUACCCCUGGCAAGGUGCUGAGAGGGACACUCAUCUGAUAUUGGUUCUAGGGCCAUAUGGCCCCAGUUCCCUGCACUGCCACCCCUCAUUUCCCACCAAUCCUCUUAGGCCCCUCCCUUGUGUCCCAGUAACUCUCUGUGCACCAGCGGU
Messenger RNA from Serinus canaria (Common canary), 891 nucleotides. RefSeq names its product probable D-lactate dehydrogenase, mitochondrial. Gene Ontology annotation, cellular component: mitochondrion. Gene Ontology annotation, molecular function: FAD binding; D-lactate dehydrogenase (cytochrome) activity; D-lactate dehydrogenase (NAD+) activity. The record is from RefSeq and is a predicted model, not a curated record. The transcript is spliced from 4 exons. Gene Ontology annotation, biological process: lactate catabolic process. The coding region runs from base 43 to 597 and encodes 184 amino acids. Lineage: Eukaryota; Metazoa; Chordata; Aves; Passeriformes; Fringillidae.